Molecule: messenger RNA, 5378 nt
Organism: Eubalaena glacialis (North Atlantic right whale)
Lineage: Eukaryota; Metazoa; Chordata; Mammalia; Artiodactyla; Balaenidae
Gene: SNX19
Product: sorting nexin 19
Exons: 11
Coding region: 424-3522 (1032 amino acids)
Cellular component (GO): early endosome membrane; intracellular membrane-bounded organelle
Molecular function (GO): phosphatidylinositol binding
Source: RefSeq, a predicted model, not a curated record
GUCGCCGGUGCCCGGCCGGCCGGCCGCUUAGACAAGAGCCGGGUUGCGGAGCGCAGGCGCCCGGCGGCUCCAUCCCGGCGAGGGCCCCUCUGAGGCUGCGGAGGAGGCGCCGCUGCGUUCACUGCAGGUGGGACUCAGCGGGGCGGGGCGCAGCGCGAGCCGUUCCCGGGCGCCCCGGUCCUCGGCGUCCGUGAGUGUUCGGUGGGCCCACGGCCCGCCCACCCUCUGAGGCCGCGGGCCGCCGCCCGGGCACCAUGAAGGCCUCAGAGUUUUCCUCGAGGGCUGCGCCCCGGCCGGAGGGGGCUGCGGCGAGGCCGAGCCGCCGAGCCGCCCCUGUCGCCGGGCCCUGCCUGUAGGACGUCGGGGCCCGCCGCCCGGCUCUCGUGUCCGUGCCGCAGUCGGCGCCCCAUCGCCGGCUCUGACAUGGAGGAGGGGAGAGCUGGUCUGGGAAGCCCCCUCCCGCCCGCCAUGAAAGCAGAGACCGCGACCGCGGCGCAGGAGCCCCCGGCCGGGCCCAGCCUUAGUCACCUGCUGAGUAGCCGGAAGCUGGUGGCCCUGGGGGCCGUGCUCGGCUGGCUCCUGGUCAUCCACCUCCUGGUCAACGUGUGGCUCCUGUGCCUUCUGUCUGCGCUGUUGCUGGUGCUGGGAGGAUGGCUGGGCUCCGACGCCAUCGUGGGGCCUUCGGGUCGGCUGCACCUGGAGCGCUUCAUCCCCAUGGCCGUCUGCCCCCCAAACCCCGAGGCCGAGAGGCAGCUGGAGCAGGAGAUCGACCGCACCAUCCGGAUGGUCAUGCGGGACUUCGUGUCGUCCUGGUAUCGCACGGUAAGCCAGGAGCCCGCCUUCGAGGAGGAAAUGGAGGCAGCCAUGCGAGGGUUGGUCCAGGAGCUCCGGAGGAGAAUGGCCAGGGUGGACAGCCAUGCUCUUGCCCAGAGGGUUCUUACUCUCUGUGGUUGUCACCUGCAGAGCUAUCUUCAGGCAAAGGAGGCCACGGCAGGGAAGCAGAGUGGCACAGAUGAGCCCUCCCAGCUCUGGGAGGCUUACUGCCAGGCCACCGCCCCACAUCCUGCAGUACAGAGUCCCAGGGCUGAGGUCGCCUACACACGUAGCAUCGUGAACGUGUUGCUUCAAGGCCUAGUGCCAAAGCCCCACUUGGAGACCCGGACCGGCCGCCAUGUCGUGGUGGAACUCAUUACUUGCAAUGUCAUCUUACCACUGAUCAGCAAGCUCUCAGACCCGGACUGGAUCCACCUUGUGCUAGUGGGCAUCUUUUCCAAGGCCAGAACUGGCCCAGCAGGAGUGGGUAAACCACUCUGCCCAGCCAGUGCCCUGGAACAGCCCUCAGUGCCCACAUCUCUGCCACUGAUUGUGGAGGUCCAGAGUCUAGCAGAUGCGAGAGCCCCUUCUCCAGCCCCAGUGCUCCUAGACUGUAGUGAGCCUUCACACCCCUCCCCAGAAGUUGAAGAAGGCCACGAAGCCCUGGAGGGAGAUUUGGGGGGAGUGCUAGAAGAGAGAGAAGUAGGAAACAACUCUUCUCACUUCCUGCAGCCUCUAUUCUUGUCCGAAGACGCAGAGCUGGAGUCUCCGUUGUCUGAACUGGGCAAAGAAGCCAUCAUGCUCAUGAACCCAGGCAACUUCCUUUCUGCCAGGAUUCAGGACUCCCUGUGUGCCCUAGGGGAUUCCCAGUCUCUGGAGUCUAAGGAUGAUGAGGGAUCCGAAGGAAUUGAAGGAGCAGAGGCUGAGGAGGGUCCAGGAACAGAAACAGAGACCGGCCUGCUUGUCUCCAUGCUGAAUUCCUGCCCAGAGAUCCACAUUGACACAGCAGACAAGGAAGUAGAGCAGGGAGAUGUCACCUCUCUUACAACUUUGCUGGCCAGUCCGGAAAGGAUGUGUCCCCCACGACCCUCGUGCUUAGAGAAAGAUCUCACCAAUGGUGUGAGCUCCCUAGAUCCUGGUCUCCCCCAGGUACUGCUCUCCUCCUCUCCACCUGGUCCCCUCAGCUCAGCCACCUUCAGCUUUGAGCCCCUGAGCAGUCCAGAUGGCCCCGUUGUCAUCCAGAACCUUCGUAUUACCGGCACCAUUACUGCUCGAGAGCACAGCGGCACCGGAUUCCACCCAUACACGCUCUACACGGUGAAGUAUGAGACGGCCCUUGACGGCGAGAACAGCAGUGGCCUGCAGCAGCUGGCCUACCACACCGUGAACCGCCGUUACCGUGAGUUCCUGAAUCUGCAGACCCGUCUGGAGGAGAAAUCCGAUCUACGAAAGUUCAUCAAAAGUCAGGAGUUACCCCAGCCCCAGAAUGCCUGCUUGCUGUUCACAUCGAGCCACCCUGAUCUGAGAGGCUGGAGGCCUGUUGAUGUGAAGGGUCCUAAGAAGCUCUUUCCAGAUCUUCCAUUUGGAAACAUGGAUAGUGACAGAGUAGAAGCCCGCAAGAGCCUCUUGGAAUCAUUCCUGAAGCAACUCUGUGCCAUUCCUGAGAUCGCUAACAGUGAGGAGAUGCAGGAGUUCCUUGCUCUGAACACAGAUGCUCGUAUUGCCUUUGUCAAGAAACCGUUCGUGGUCUCCAGAAUAGACAAGGUGGUGGUGAGCGCUAUCGUGGACACCUUGAAGACAGCAUUUCCUCGCUCUGAGCCCCAGAGCCCCACAGAGGAGCUGAGUGAGGCCGAGACAGAAAGCAAGCCCCAGCCAGAAGGCAAGAAGACUACCAAGUCCAGACUGAGGUUCUCAUCCAGUAAAAUUGCUCCAGCACUGAAUAUAACUGAGGCACACGAGAAGAUUCUCUAUUGUCUCCGGGAAGGCAGUGUGGAGUCAGAGAUCCUCUCCACGUCUGGGAUGGAAUCCUUUAUUGAAAAGCAGACAAAGUUACUAGAAACGCAGCCAGCAGAGGCCCCAGGAAAAGAUUCUGAACAAACCUCCAAGGGAUGUGUGGAUGACUGCAUGUCAGAUGCAGCCGUGCCAGCCCAAGACCUCAGCAACAGUGAUCCAGGAACAGAGACAGAGUUGGCUGACACAGCCCUGGAUCUGCUUCUCUUGCUGCUGAUGGAACAGUGGAGCUGGCUGUGUACGGAGAACGUGCAGAAAGUUAUUCAUCUCAUCUUUGGGACCCUGAUUCAGAGGUGGCUAGAGGUGCAGGUAGCUACUCUGACGUGUCCUCAGCGCUGGGUGCAGUACCUCCGGCUUCUUCAGGAAUCCGUCUGGCCUGGCGGGCUUUUGCCUGAGUGUCCUCGACCCGUGAGGACCCGGGAGCAGAAGGCGGCUGCUGAGACGCAGGCUUUGCAGAGCCUGAUGGGAGUCCUGCCAGAUAUCGUGGUAGGAAUCCUUGGGGUGAACAAAUGCCGGCUGAGCUGGAGUCUUGUCUUGGAGUCACUGCAGCAGCCCCUCAUCAACAGGCAUUUGAUUUACUGCCUUUGGGACAUCAUCCUGGAAUUCUUGGAUCUCAGUGCCUCUGCUGAGGAGUCCGCCGUGACCAGCUCUGCCGCAGACACCCCAGGCAGCCCCAAGAAGAUGGGCAUCUCCCCUUAGCCAGAGGUUAUUCACCCAUUUCUUCGAAGGUUAGGAAGGGAGCAUUACUCUGCCACCCGGAGACCAGGCAGGAGGGCUGCACCUCUGGAACUGGGCUGUGGCUCAGAAGGCCUGGGGUCUCAGUGGCUCAGUUCUCCCCCAGCUUAUACUCCAUUUGUAGCAGGCGAUGAGGGGGUAUAUGUACCAAUUGCAUGCAUACCCAUUUCCAUGCCUCUUUGGUGGUGUUUGGACUGUUGCUGGUGGGUGGAUCCUGCUUCCUUUGGAAAAGGAAGCUGUGAGGUAGAGGAAUGAGCCCCUUUUGCCUCUGCUUUGCCCUCCUCCCUAAGGUGGUUUGCCGACAGCCUGGCCCUGUGCACACGUGUGCCUCACCCACCAGCGCAGGCUCUCGGUAGACCAGGAGAAAAACCACAGCCAGAUUUUCUUAGAGGAGAAGACAAUCUUCUGAGUUCUCUGUUCCCACCAGGAAACUAAAAAUUCAUUCAGCACCACUCUUGAAAGCCAGACCCCUGGUCCUACCUAGCUUCUCAACAGCCCCGCAGGAGGGAGGGAAACCUUUCGCAAGGCACUCCUUCCAGCACAUCGGCCCCGCAGAGGGUGUCACUGCAGGCUUUCUCCCUGGGUGGCUGCACUCUUCCUGUCCCAAAGACCUCAGCGCAGACCGACAACACUUCUGGUAGAUCCGUCCCACCCUCCAUACCCUCUCCUGAAAGACAGCUGCACCGCAGGUUUUCUUUACUAGCUUUCUAACCCCCUCCCCGAGAGCAAGUGAGUUUUGACCUUUGUGGCCUUCUCUGUCUUUCUUCAAUCCAAUUGCAUGGCAAGUUGCACCUUCAGCCCAGAGCUGCCCGAGGGAAGGGAAGCACUUGCUCCUUGGCUGAGAAUGCCCAGAGGAGUGAGGGUUCUCUCUCCGCAAGUCUCUGGCAGGGAACUUGAACUCUAAACCAAGAACAUUAGCAACUUACCCAGAAACAGCUUUUUACUUCCUGUUCCUUCAGGAUCUAAUUAGUCUUGAAGAGCACCAGUGGUGAAAGCAAAGGCAUGGCGUCCAUUAGAAAGACGGACAAUUCGUAGAAACUGGUGGAAGGAAAGGAGGGACAGAGAGCCAGGAGGCAGGCGCUGCACGUAGGUCUCGCCGCGGGGGGGGUCGCUCACCCUCGUCCCUUUAGCUUGCACUUGCUGGGGAGCGCCUGCUGCCACUGAACUGGGACCCUCCCACUUGGAGGAGGGUCUUGGGGUUGGACUGGCGAGAACAGGGUGGGUCUAGGACAAGCGUCAAGGUUCUCUUAGAUUAAAACGGCUCACAGGAGAAAGCUGUGAAAUCUUUCUGCUUCCCCGCACCCUGCCCCGGAAGGCUUUUAACCAUCAAACAUGUUCUGAGGUAACUGGGGGCUUUAGCGGUACUGUUGGUGCCUAAAGGCAAGGGGGUGAACAAGGUCAUGUCACUUGGUUCCUUCUGCCUUAAAAGUUGAUUGCUACAGUCACUUUAUGGCUCCAGAGUUCUCAGAGCGUCUCCCACCCUGGGCACUCACAGGAGAAGCCGCUCAGCAUCUCUCCCUGUGGUAAGUGUCUGCGGGGUGGGGGAUUGCAGGGGGUCCCACCUGACACUGCGCUGCUCCGCCACCUCCCACCACCAGGGCCAGGGUGCUCUCCCGGAGAGGUGGGGGGCAGCCCCGCGCUCUGCUACCCUUCUCUCCCCGUGCUUCGCUCUCAGGUGUACUUGCCACCUUUAUUGCUUUGAAUCUCUGCUACUAGUUCUGGCUCAGAUAUGACACAAAACCAGUAUACAGGCUGACACUCUGUUAAACCCCUAUAACUGUAAAUUCUAAACAAUCUUUUGAUACUUCCAGCCCAAAGAA